This is a messenger RNA of Etheostoma cragini (Arkansas darter), 1588 nucleotides long. RefSeq names its product Smad nuclear interacting protein (gene snip1). Gene Ontology annotation, molecular function: protein binding; mRNA binding. The coding region runs from base 161 to 1258 and encodes 365 amino acids. The record is from RefSeq and is a predicted model, not a curated record. The transcript is spliced from 4 exons. Gene Ontology annotation, cellular component: nucleus. Gene Ontology annotation, biological process: miRNA processing. Lineage: Eukaryota; Metazoa; Chordata; Actinopteri; Perciformes; Percidae.
GCAUAAAUUCUCAGCGUACCACAGGAAGCGGAAGUGUGUUGUUACAGCAUAACAGUCGAAGUUUUUAAUCGCUACAUUUUUGUGUUUUCUUUUGGUUUGUAUAUGCUUUUGGGCGGACUUUGAUGUUACAUAACGGUUCGAUUAGAAUAUAUACAUUAGAAUGACCAAAGAAAAGCGACACAAGAGAAGGGAAUCUCCGGAACGGGAGCCCAAAGUUAAGAUAAAGCAGGAGCAAGUGAGCCCUGUUAGGCCACAGAGAUCACGCCGCUCGAGGUCCAGAUCCAGCGGCAACUCAAGUCCACAGAGGAGAAGAACGAGCAGGUCACCUGCCAGGACAAGGGACCGUUCACCAGCUAAAAGAGAGACAUCUCCAGCCAGACGAGGCAGCAGAUCCCCCAGAAACAGGAGAAGUCGUACUCCUCCCCAUCGUGGUGCUGAUGUCAAAAUAAAGCGGGAACGGGAGGAGCAUAGGGCUAAUGCUGAUGAGCGCAGGAGAAGGAACGACCAGCCAGAGGAGAGGCGGAGCAGGUGGGAAUCAGACAGACCGCGGGAGAGGGACCGUGGCAGAGACAGACACAGAGAGCAAGGCGCACUUGCCUCCCAACAAGCGGAGAGACAGCAGCACGAUGAGCGGCGCAGAGAAAAUCGCCAACGGCGUGAAGAAAACCAAGAACAGGACUUUGGCCAGGCUGAAGGAGGGGUUGACGAUCCAAAUGACCCACCUGCUGGGAAGGAGAAGCCCAACUUUGGGCUGUCGGGGGCUCUAACAGAAGAUACAAACACAUUCCGGGGAGUGGUGAUCAAGUACAACGAGCCACCCGAGGCACGCAUUCCUAAGCGCAGAUGGCGACUGUACCCCUUCAAGAAUGAUGAACCCCUUCCAGUCAUGUACAUUCACAGACAGAGUGCCUAUUUGUUGGGGAGGCAGAGAAAAAUUGCUGAUAUCCCGAUUGACCAUCCAUCCUGCUCCAAGCAACAUGCAGUGUUUCAGUACAGACUGAUGGAGUUUACACGUGCAGACGGCACCAGUGGCCGCAGGGUAAGGCCUUACAUCAUUGACUUGGGUUCCGGCAACGGGACCUACCUAAACAACCAGCGCAUUGAAGCCCAGCGCUAUUACGAGCUCAAAGAAAAAGACGUUAUCAAGUUUGGCUUCAGCAGCCGCGAGUAUGUCCUCUUGCACGAGUUCUCAGACACAAGCGAGGUGGACGCCAAGGUGGAGGAGGAGGAGGAAGAUGACGAGGGCCUCGAUGAAUAAAUUGUUCCCGCAAAGUGUAUUGCCCAAGUUCAUUCGGUUUGAAUAACCUCAUCAAUAUUCAUGGAGCAAUGAACUGAACUGGUAAAUCUGGGAUGUUAUUACAAUAAUGGAACAAGGCUGGUUUGUAUAUUCUGUAAUUACCAAACUUUUGCUUAAAUCUGCCACAACUGUCUCAAAGAAGACUUCCUAUUCUCAGGUCGUUUGUGAAAUGUCUGUGUGAUGCAUGAUUGAUCUCACAUCUGACUGUUCACAAUACAAAGUGCUCAGUGCCAGAUAGAUAUCUUGCUAAACGCAAUAGUUCAUUAUAUAUUUUUGGAGUACAAAGUUUAG